UAGCCCUGGGGCUAAUUAUAUUUUAUGUUAAUUCCGUUUUCCUGUGUGUGGUUUUGAACAAGGAAUGAGUCAGCGCUCAGGUGAUUUCCUGUAAACCUGCUUCCCACCUUAAUUUGUAAAAUAAAGGAGAGCUGAUGAUUGGGCAGAUAAAAGGGAAGGUGGAAUGGAAGGUGGAGAAAGAAGAAGGAGAAAAUGGAUGAAGGAGAGGACGCGGAGGAGGAGGAGGAAGAAGAAAAGCGGAGCAGAAGCACAUGGCCUGGAGAAACUGCAAGCUCUAAGGGGUCUCAUAGAUGUGGAAGAUGGUCGUGUAGCGGUAGAUCUGUCCAAACUAGUAAAAGGAGGGCGGAAAGGCCACCUGCAGCACCGCCCUCAACUUGUAAGGAACCGGCGUCCCCGGACCGCCCUCUCUGCAGGGCCUGAGUCUGCGUAGGACUUGGAGACAAGAAGGAGGCGGGUCCGCGCAAGCGCACUGGCACUGAAGUGAUGGCGGCGGCCGAGCGGGCAUGGGGAGCAGCGGUCGGUGUAGUCCGGCUGUGCAGGCGGUUCUGUCAUGUAGCGACUCCACACACCUUUAAGAAACAACCUCUGCAUCAAUAUGUACGGAGACCACUUUUCCCGCUGCGCGCACCCUUGUGUAACACAGUACGAUUCAUGUUUAUUCAAACACAAGACACCCCAAAUCCCAACAGCUUAAAGUUUAUACCAGGAAAGCCGGUUCUUGAGACGAGGACCAUGGAUUUCCCCACCCCUGCUGCAGCUUUCCGCUCCCCUCUGGCCAGACAGUCUGCUAGGGAUCUGAACUCAGACCCUCGCGCUUGUGUGCCCUGCACUUUCUCCGCCGAGGCGGUUUCCCCAGCACUUCUCGAGGCUGGCCACAAACUCACUGUGCACCUGAAGAUGGCCUCCAACUCCUCCUGCCUCCACUUCCUAGGAGUUGGGAUUACAGAUGUGUCCCACUUCACCCAGCUUGAACUCCGAUUUUCAAGAACCACGGAAAGGCAGUUAUUCAGAAUUGAAGGUGUGAAAAGCGUCUUCUUCGGACCAGAUUUCAUCACAGUCACAAAGGAGAAUGAAGAGUUAGACUGGAAUUUACUGAAACCAGACAUUUAUGCCACAAUUAUGGACUUCUUUGCAUCUGGCUUACCCCUAGUGACCGAGGAGACGCCUCCGCCUCCGGGAGAAGCAGGUAGCUCUGAGGAAGAUGACGAAGUCGUGGCAAUGAUUAAAGAACUGCUAGAUACUAGAAUAAGGCCAACUGUGCAGGAGGAUGGGGGCGACGUGAUCUACAGGGGCUUUGAAGAUGGCAUCGUGCGGCUGAAGCUCCAGGGCUCCUGCACCAGCUGCCCCAGCUCCAUCAUCACCCUGAAGAGCGGGAUUCAGAACAUGCUGCAGUUUUAUAUUCCAGAAGUGGAAGGUGUGGAGCAGGUGAUGGAUGAUGACGAAUCAGAUGAAAAAGAAGCAAAUUCAUCUUAAAUAAUCUGCAUUUUCUUUGGCCACAACCAUUGGACCUAUCUUUACUGAUCCUGUAAUUAUAGUCUCUGCUAUGGAAGUUUAUUAAUAAAAGGUUUCCUUCCUCCAGAAUGAUAUAAAUA
Molecule: messenger RNA, 1592 nt
Organism: Mus musculus (house mouse)
Lineage: Eukaryota; Metazoa; Chordata; Mammalia; Rodentia; Muridae
Gene: Nfu1
Product: NFU1 iron-sulfur cluster scaffold
Exons: 10
Coding region: 484-1473 (329 amino acids)
Biological process (GO): iron-sulfur cluster assembly; protein maturation
Cellular component (GO): nucleus; cytosol; mitochondrion
Molecular function (GO): 4 iron, 4 sulfur cluster binding; iron ion binding; iron-sulfur cluster binding
Source: RefSeq, a predicted model, not a curated record